CCGCCGUUCCUCCUCCUCCUCCUCCUCCUCUUCCUCGUCCUGCCGCCGCCGUCCGGCGCCCCGAGCCGCCGCGCCCCGCAGAGCCGCCCGUCCGCCCGCCCGGCAGAAGCAUGUCCAAGCCCAGCGACCACAUCAAGCGCCCCAUGAACGCCUUCAUGGUGUGGUCCCGCGGCCAACGGCGGAAGAUGGCCCAGGAGAACCCCAAAAUGCACAACUCGGAGAUUAGCAAGCGGCUGGGCGCGGAGUGGAAGUUGCUCUCCGAGGCGGAGAAGCGCCCGUACAUCGACGAGGCCAAGCGGCUGCGGGCGCAGCACAUGAAGGAGCAUCCCGACUACAAGUACCGGCCCCGGCGCAAGCCCAAGAACCUGCUGAAAAAGGACAGGUAUGUCUUCCCUUUGCCUUACCUCGGGGAAACAGAUCCCUUAAAGGCCGCCGGGCUUCCCGUGGGGGCCACUGACUCGCUGCUGAGCUCCCCGGAGAAGGCCAGGGCUUUCCUGCCUCCCACCUCAGCACCUUACUCCUUACUUGACCCCAGCCAGUUCAGCUCCAGCGCCAUUCAGAAGAUGACUGAGGUUCCUCACACCUUAGCCACCAGCACCCUGCCCUACGCCUCCACCUUGGGAUACCAGAACGGGGCGUUCGGCAGCUUGAGCUGCCCCAGCCAACACACCCACACUCACCCCUCGCCAACUAACCCGGGCUAUGUCGUGCCAUGUAACUGUACCGCUUGGUCGGCUUCCAGUUUGCAACCUCCAGUUGCCUACAUAUUAUUCCCAGGCAUGACCAAGACUGGGAUAGACCCCUAUUCUUCAGCACACGCGACUGCCAUGUAACACCCACCCACCCACACCCCCACGGGCGUGUGUGUGUGCGUGUGUCCCCCACCCCGGCCGGCAGCUGGAACUGGGAUUCCUCCGUGUGUGCAUGUACAUAAAACCUGCAGGAGCAAAAGGCCACCCGAACCAGGACUCUGCCGCCCGUCGCCGGGCCGGGACAGACGCGGACGCUGCCUCGGAGAUGCUCUCGCCUAAAGCUCGCCACGAGAGCUGGCCCCGGGCUCGGGGGGGAUCUGCAAUCGCGGGGGCAGAUAGGAGCCCGGCACUUGUAAGAGUUGUAAAUGUGUUUAAAAACAGAAAAGAAAAGCGAACCUUUGAACUGCCCUUUCGGGACAAAGCGGGGAGAAAAAG
Poecile atricapillus (Black-capped chickadee) is the source of this 1187-nucleotide messenger RNA. RefSeq names its product SRY-box transcription factor 14 (gene SOX14). Gene Ontology annotation, molecular function: DNA-binding transcription factor activity, RNA polymerase II-specific; RNA polymerase II cis-regulatory region sequence-specific DNA binding. Lineage: Eukaryota; Metazoa; Chordata; Aves; Passeriformes; Paridae. Gene Ontology annotation, biological process: negative regulation of transcription by RNA polymerase II; positive regulation of transcription by RNA polymerase II; anatomical structure morphogenesis. The coding region runs from base 111 to 833 and encodes 240 amino acids. The transcript has a single exon. The record is from RefSeq and is a predicted model, not a curated record.